Molecule: messenger RNA, 1119 nt
Organism: Theileria equi strain WA
Lineage: Eukaryota; Apicomplexa; Aconoidasida; Piroplasmida; Theileriidae
Exons: 5
Coding region: 1-1119 (372 amino acids)
Biological process (GO): magnesium ion transport
Molecular function (GO): magnesium ion transmembrane transporter activity
Source: RefSeq, a predicted model, not a curated record
AUGAGCAGCAUGGUAAAGAUUAGCAAAAUCCAGGGGAAGCACAUGGUGAUUGAGGUCAAAAAGGGGCAGUUUUUCAUGAACGAGUUCUCCUGCUUCGAUUUGCUGCGCAAAGUCAAGGCCAGUUGCAACAUUGACAAGAGCAGGAGCAACGGACACAUUACGUAUCGCGACUGCAAGCAGAUGUUGUCUGACGCCGAGUGUGUCCCUAAUAUUAACGCCAGGUUCGAAUGCAUACUGGUCCGCCUCUUCCCCGUUUCGUGCAUCAUACUGAUGGACUCCGUCCUCGCAAUCGCCAACGAAAAUUUGAAGCUGGACGGACUGAUAAAGGACCUGUGUCACAUAACUGGCCUUUACCACGGCGCUACGGAUUCGGAAAGCUGCGCAGUGGCAAGGGGCGAGAGCAUCCCCAAGGGCGACGCAGACAUGUAUGCAGCGGAACUGGUCUCCGACUCUCGGUUCCCGUUUGAAGUCUCCGUCUUGGAAUGCUGUUACAACACCGCCAUAUCGCACCUGGAAAGUGACCUGCUAUCGGUCGAGCGCCAGUUUAGGCUGGUUGAUGAUAUGGUAAUGAACAAGAAAAAGUACAAGGAUAUAUCGAUCAUUCUGCACGACAUCAAGCAGCCGGUCUCGAAUGUCCUGGAGGUGUCCAAGGGGUUUGAGGAGCUGAUGAAUGAGAUUUUGAAUGAUUCUGAGAACAUCAAGAUGCUAGAAUUCUCCAAUCACAUGGCACUGUAUGGCAAUGAGCCCUCGAAGGUGCACUUUAGCGAGUGUUCGCUUAAUCGGGACCUGGAGAUUCUGCUCGAGUACUUUGACCAAGAGAUUGAGCACCUCUCCAAGAGGUCCAGGACAAUUUACAACUCGCUGGCGGAUUUAGAACGACACAUUAACAUGGAGCUGGCCAUCACUCGCAACGAAAUGAUGAGGUUUGAAGUCAUGUGCAGUAUAAUUGGGACGGCCUUUGGAGCUGGAGCGUGUCUCUCGGGUCUCUUUGGCAUGAAUGUGAUUAACGGGUUUGAAGAGAGCAAAUUUGCCUUUACCGUCAUUACCGUCAUUUUUCUAAUUGCACUCUUUAUCGCACUUUGUAUUACAAAGUUUUUGCACCUAAAACAUCGUGUUUAG